Molecule: messenger RNA, 1866 nt
Organism: Marchantia polymorpha subsp. ruderalis
Lineage: Eukaryota; Viridiplantae; Streptophyta; Marchantiopsida; Marchantiales; Marchantiaceae
Source: the annotation of a GenBank genome assembly
AUCGUGUGUGCCCCUUUCCACUUUUGCUUUUAAAUUGGUCGCAGAACUCCUCCAACUCAGGCCUCACUGGAGUUGAUGGAUUUUGCCUUAUGGUGACUUAUAUUUCCAAGGAUGUGAUGUGAUCUCAUAUGUGCUCUUGUGUCAGUUUCGAUGGGUUGAUGAUGGACGUAUGAGAAUAUCCGGGAGAAUAUUUACAGUCCGAAUUUCGAUCACGUCCGCAUUAGGUCGUGACGCAUCUUGAUGCAGUUCUUGAACUCAUUAUCUUCCUCCUCCUUCGCAUGCAUAACUUUUUUCGCUGCCAGGUGGGGUUCAGUGAGAAUGAUUAUCGUAUUUUGUCUUCCUUACGACUUCCUUGAUUUCAGGAUGGACCAGCAAUCCUGAGUGUGACCGUCGCCGUCCGACCAUUUUGAAGGAGCUCAGGAGAAAACGUCUUCGCAUUGUUGCCAGACGUGCGAUCUAGACGCCCAUUCAUAUUCUUCAAUCUCUGGGUACAGGAUUUGAUAUGCUUGUAUCGAUGAUGAUACUGCACAGGCUGUCUACCUAACCUAAUUUCACGUUGACGAGAUUUUUUACGGUUUUCCGUAAGAAGUUCUUGCCUAUACCAUCAGAACUAUUGAUGCUGCUGUGCCCUACGGAAAUUGGGUCGACGUAAUCGAUCCACCGUAAGGUCAUCACUGCCUUCGAAGCCAGACGAUUCGCCUGACACCAGUCCACAAUGCAUAGACUUCAGUCCAUGCUAGAUGAAAUCGAGAAGCUGGAUGGAUUGGCCCCGAGGGUCAAUAGUCCUCAACCUCCGCUAGUUUUGAACGAAUUUACUAGCGUCGAAGCCGUCAUUUCAAAUAUGGAAUUGGAGCUGGAUGAUUUGGAUCCCGAAGGAGAAUCGUCUCCAGAAAGAAAGUUUAUCCGACGACACCUGGAACAACUUAUAAAGGUGGCAAGUGCAACAGAAACGAAGAUCAGAGACUUGCAGGACGAGGUGAAAGAGAAGAGUGAAAUCAUCCACCUACUGCAGGAGACAGUAAAUAACAUGCGGGAGAAGAAGCCUAAAACAAAGGGCUCGACACAGAGGAGUUGUUCUCCUGCACAGAGUACCUCGUCGAGAAAGAGGGCAGUUCCUGCAGCCGGUUCGUCCGAAUGCAGCAGAUGUAAGGGGAAUGUUCAAGAAGCAGAAGAUGCAGUGAGCUGCAUAGAACCCUUCGCCAAUAAGGUCUUCGAAGUCACGAGACAGAAGGUCAUCAAUAAAAAUAAUUAUUCUUUCCAAAUGCCGCCUGAACCUGGACCUUGGAGAACGGCGACGGACAGAUCACAGGGCAUCUGGGAUCGAGAGAUAAUAGAAAAGUUGGAAGACCAUGUCAAACUUUCAAAGGAAGUGGAAAUUCUCAGGAGAAAGCUUGAAGAAUACAAGCAAGUGUUGUCUACUAGUGAGUAUCAACGAGGCAGUGCUCAGGCCACCGUACAAAACCUGAAAGAGGAGGUGAAAAGAUGUCGAGAAGCUCUGGAGCAAAAGGACAGACUCCGCAAGAAGAAGAAGGCCAAACCCUCUCUUCGCAAAAGUGGGAAAAAACAAAUGGCGCAACUGAUUAUCAAGGUGUGCAAAUUGGAGAACGUGGACACAGCAGCUUCGAAUUCAAUUAUAACUCAAAGCAGUGAUCCUCCUGUCAGCAUGAUACUUUCUAGCUGAGAUAUUCCAGUGGCCCAGACACACGAUCCAAGACACGCAAACCAAGUCAAAAAAAUUUAGACUCACAAUCAUAAUCUCUGAUUUUUUGUUUUUGCUAUAAUACUGCUUAAUUUUUCCCCUUUUGCACAUUUACUGAAACUUCGCACACAUCCAGUGUCGUAGGGGUUCGGUCUUAUGACUCACUA